This is a messenger RNA of Anastrepha obliqua, 2817 nucleotides long. RefSeq lists its product as uncharacterized. The record is from RefSeq and is a predicted model, not a curated record. The transcript has a single exon. Lineage: Eukaryota; Metazoa; Arthropoda; Insecta; Diptera; Tephritidae. Bases 1 to 2817 code for a protein of 938 amino acids. Gene Ontology annotation, molecular function: nucleic acid binding. Gene Ontology annotation, biological process: DNA integration.
AUGUAUCGCUGCAUUAAAAUGAGUAGCCCUGAUGACCAGUUGCAGUGCAUUCUUUGGCGCGAGGACCCAUCUGAGCAAAUCAAGACAUACAAGUUAAACACGGUCACAUAUGGAACGAGGCCUGCUGCCUUCCUAGCUAUUCGGGCUAUGCAUCAGCUUACAUUUGAUGAGGAGGAAUCAUUUCCAGUCGGCGCUAAAAUCAUUCGAAGAGAUUUUUACGUGGAUGAUUUGAUAUCUGGUGGCGAUUCAAUCGAGGAGGUCAUACAAAUGAAGCAAGAGAUCAGGCAGCUACUUCUACGAGGAGGCUUUCCAAUUCGAAAAUGGUGUUCUAAUGAAGUUGAUGUUUUGAAAGAUGAAGACGAAAGUAAUUGCGAAAAAUUCAUAAAGUUUCAUGAUGGUACAGAUGUGACGAAGGCACUUGGCCUUGUGUGGGAACGUAUCUCAGACAACUUUCUAUUCAGUUUCACACCAAUCUUGAAUUCGCAGAAAAUUACAAAGCGAUCUAUUCUUUCAGUCAUAGCGCGGUUCUACGAUCCACUUGGCUUAAUAUGCCCAGUUAUCGUAAAGCUGAAGAUCUUCAUGCAAGCCUUAUGGAAGGAAAAACUGGUUUGGGACGAAAGCCUGCCGCAAUCGCUACAGUCCAUUUGGUUGGACUUGUGUGGUAAACUUUCAUUUGUUAGCAAUCUCCAUUUUCCACGGUACGUGCUUGCACUGCAAGCCCGCGUUCAAAUUCAUGCCUUUUGUGAUGCCAGUUUAUCCGCUUAUGGUGCUUGUGUUUACACACGCGUUGAAAAGCACGGCGUCAACAAAAUACAUCUUCUAUGUUCCAAGUCCAGAGUUGCACCUUUGAAGUCGAUCACGGUUCCGAAACUCGAGUUGUCUGCUGCGUUGUUGUUAGCGGAAUUGGUUUCAAAUAUUUUGGAAAAUAGCCAACUAUCAUAUGAGUGCCAUUGUUGGUCGGAUUCAAUGAUUGUAUUGUCGUGGCUACGAUCUGCUCCCAGUAAUUUUAACAUAUUCGUAUCAAAUCGCGUGGCUAAAAUACAAUCGCUUACAUCAGGUAUGACCUGGCAUCACGUUCCAACCGAACUGAAUCCUGCGGAUAUUCUUUCGCGCGGCUGCACUCCAAAGGAGCUUCUAAAUAACACCCUUUGGGCUAAUGGACCUUCAUUCCUUCAACUUGAUUCAGCGCAUUGGCCAAGCAAUAUGGAUUUCUUAUCUAAUCUUCCAGAAAGACGGCGCCAUGUUUUAAUUGCUGCAACUCAAAUCGAUGAAACUUACGGUUGCAAGUUCCAAAAUUCAUUCAUCAAGUUACAGCGCGUGUUUGCGUACGUUUACAAAUUUUGCCACAUUAAAUCAAAACGAACUUUACCAUCAGCUGGAUUUCUCACAGUCGACGACAUUAAAGGUGGUACACUGCUGCUAAUCAGGCAUAUCCAGCAAGUGCACUUCGCAUCAGAAUACAAAGUACUGAAAGAAAACAAACAGUUGCCUUCCUGCAACCAUUUACUGUCACUCAAUCCAUUUAUCGACGACUUUGGUUCAUUACGCGUUGGAGGGCGGCUCUAUAAUUCGAAUUUAGAAUUCGAGGCAAAACACCCACUUUUGCUACCUAAGCAGCAUCCAGUCACUUCCGCACUCAUUGAAUUCUAUCAUCGUAAACUAUUGCAUGCAGGACCGCAGAGCUUAUUAGCAUCAAUUCGUCAGCAGUUUUGGCCUAUUGGUGGGCGCAAAACAGUUUCAAAAAUCAUUGAUAAAUGCUUGAGGUGCUUCCGCCUUAAGCCCAGGGUACUGCAGCAAAUUAUGGGUCAACUUCCAACAGAUCGUGUGAGACCAUCUAGACCUUUUAAUACAACAGGUGUUGACUAUUGUGGACCACUCCAGUACAAAUGUGAGGUGCGCAACCGGCCACCCGUGAAAUGCUACGUAUGUAUCUUUGUUUGUUUUUCAACGAAAGCAUGUCAUCUUGAACUUGUCCAAGAUUUAUCGACGUCAUCGUUCAUUGCUGCACUCAAACGAUUUAUCAGCAUUAGAGGCAAGCCAAGCACUAUUUGGUCUGAUAACGCUACAAAUUUUGUUGGGGCAAAAAAUGAGCUAGAAGAGCUGCGAAAACUAUUCGCCGAUCAAAAUCACAAUAGAGCAGUAGCUGAAGCUUGCAUUGAAAAUCAAAUAGAUUGGAAAUUUAUUCCUCCCCGCUCGCCCUAUUUUGGCGGCUUAUGGGAAGCUGCGGUCAAGUCCGCAAAACUUCAUUUCUAUCGCACCGUUGGCGUCUCUAUUUUAACCUUCGAUGAGCUUCGCACUCUCAUUUGUGAAAUUUCUGCUAUUUUAAAUUCUCGUCCCCUUUGUCCAAUUACAGAAAAUCCAGACGAUCUUGACGUGCUUACACCAGCGCACUUUCUCAUUGGUGGGUCAUUUACAGCCAUAGAAGAACCAAUUGUUACGCAUCUAAAUAUGAACCGUCUAAGCCGGUGGCAGCGAAUUUGUCAGAUGCAGCAAAUCUUUUGGCAAAGGUGGAGCACUGCGUAUCUAUCAUUACUGCAAGAGAGGUCUAAGUGGCGAAACCCUAUGGCAAACAUACAACAAGGUGCUAUGGUGCUUUUAAAGGAUGACAAUCAACCGCCUUUAAAAUGGAGUUUGGGUCGGGUUGAACACACCUUCAGUGGCGCUGACGGAUAUGUUAGAGCAGCAUUCAUUAAAACAGCAAAUGGGCCAGUAAAACGAGCUAUAACUAAGAUUGCAGCACUUCCGGUUGAAACAGAUUUGGUUGAAAGCCUACACCUUCCAACGGGGGGAGUAUGUAUGCAGCAGGAAUCUGCAUAA